Messenger RNA from Aspergillus fijiensis CBS 313.89, 2094 nucleotides. Its product is annotated as iron-containing redox enzyme family protein. NCBI's taxonomy places the organism in Eukaryota, Fungi, Ascomycota, Eurotiomycetes, Eurotiales, Aspergillaceae. The coding region runs from base 1 to 2094 and encodes 697 amino acids. The record is from RefSeq and is a predicted model, not a curated record. The transcript has 3 exons.
AUGCCUUUCUCUGGAACAGUUCUCUCCAUUGCUGCCGCGGUGUCCUUGAUCUUUGCCUUGUAUACUUUGUUGAGAGGGGCUCCCAAACGAGCAGUGCAGCAGAAGCCCUACAAUGCAGGAAUCGAUGCACAGGAGAAGCGCCAAUUACUCCAUGAUCCCAUUGGCAGUAUGUGUCCCGGAUCGGGACGUACCAUCGACUACUAUCAAUCCCUCUUUUUCAAACUGCACAACAUCGAAGAUCACCAAGGAAUACUACCCGAAGCCCGAGAGCUACUUCUUUCCUUGCUGUCGGAAGCAAUCGCAUCCAACCCCCCCGAGAAACACAGUGAUGUCCUUGCCAUCGAGGUCUACAACGAAGACCAAUUGCUCGCAUUCGUACAUGACAGUCACAGGGAGGUCGGUGAAGCGUACAAAAAGUACAUUGCGGGCCGGGAAGCGGGAGGCCCGCGGCUCCUCGCAGAAGAUCGCGAACAAGCGGUGGUGUUAUUGACCCAGUUGGCACCUCUCAAGCUGGUGGACGGUGCCUGGCUGGGACAUAUUCAUCACAUCACCACGCCAUUUGAACUUCGACCCAUCACGACGCAGCUCUGGGGUGCGCUUGCCAGCACCAUGAAGAGCCUUGGCGCAUGGAAGGCGGCAGUAGUUCAGCUUCUUGCUUCGCUAUUUCCCGACGAGUUCUUGCCUGAGAUUCUGGGGUACAACCUGCACUUUGAAGGGCUGAACCUAGAAACCAUGGUCCUGUCGAGAGAGAUUCAGGAACUCAAGCUAGAUGCGCAAUAUUUCCUACUCCAUGUUUCCAUUGAUAAUGCCCACUCUGGGCACGCCAUGAUGGCUGCACAUGCAGUCACGGAGUACCUCUCCCACAUUCGGAAGAAUGAGGGGUCUCACGCGGCCAACACAGCGUGGAAGCGCAUCCAGGCGGGCUAUAUGCUGUCCUCAAAUCAGUCAAGACACGUUCAGAGGGACAUAUCUUCGUUGUCGGCAGAAAAAGUCCACUGGAACAUGGCUUCAGAUGAGACUCUCAUCCCGGAAGUUGAUACUUACAAUAUUGCACAACUGCUAGCAGGUAAGGCUGCUGUGUCGAACAAGUUGCAUUCCGGAUGUCGUGCCCGAAUUGGUGGAAUGCCGUUGGCCGAAUGGCUAGAGUCAAGCCUCGGUCAACCCAAGAGCCAGAUGCGAGAUGCGCUCCGCGAGUUGAGCAAUGCUUCCCCAUGGAUUGUCAAGGGCGAUCCCGAACGAAGCAGGUUGAUCCGUGAGCUCAAAGUCGGGGGCAAGAUGUUUGGUGCGUUUACCGUGGGUGAGAUUGAGCAUCUGAAGAACUGGAUCAUCUCCCUGGGUCAGAACGAGCAAAGACACAAAGCGUAUUGGGACUUCACAGGUCGAAGCCAAGACGACCGUUUUGGUCCUACCUCCCUGGUCACCACACGUUCACCGUCGGCAUCAAUUCCAUUUUCUGCCGAUCUCACACUCGAUGAAUCCGUCUUCAAAGCGCCUUUGCAAUACCGUCCAAUCAAGUCUAGCGAUUGCAAAAUAAUUUUGCCUUUAUGGUUUGCGCACAUAUCGCUCCUAGAGUCAGUGGUCAGCAUUCCCACACGUGUUGCCUCGGAGCUCGGGGCAGCCAUAAUUCGGGCUUUGCGCGCUCAGUACAACUUCAGUCCGGAAUCGGAUGGUGUGACUGGGAUGGACGAAGUGAAUCGAGCUAGCAUGCCAGAUCUGGUUGAUAUUGGGAUUGAAAUCAUCCAUCGUCAAGGAUUUGCACCUUUGCCAAGAUCGAUCUCGGAUAUUCUGAGGGCGUGGCCUUCAACAUCUGCAGAGAUGCUCCUAAGCGCGUCGAAUGCACCUGUGAGGAACCUAGAUGUCCUGCUGGGGAUGUCAUUGGCCUUUCUGGGCCUCCAGUGGUCGGUCCUACGCUCUCCUGCACUCCUGUCCCAUCGCAGCCGGUCUGCUUUGAAGAACAUCGUUGACCGCGAAACCUCGUGUUUACAAGUGGCGUAUGAGCUUCUCCGACAGGACAGUCAAAGAAUGCAGGCUUUUACCAAAGGUUAUCAAUUAGCCCAAAGCAUACUUGGGGAGACCUUGGGAGCGGCCGAAUAG